CAAGGAGACAGUUGCAUCCUAUUCUUGUGUACUGCGAGAGUGGUUGGAAUCUCCACCAGUUAGAAUUAAAUGAAGACAUUGAACAGAUUCAGAGGUGUGCUGCUAGAUUUGUUACUGCAUUUAGUGAAGGCAUUGAAAUGGGAGUUCAUGGCCUACGAACAUUUGUGGAAAGGCACUGUUCUAAUGUCUGCCGCUGGGUAGACAUGUCAACUUCAGCCUCCCUUUACAGACUUGAGACUGGCAGAAAACCAGUGAUUGUUGUUGAUGGACCAUCAUGUCUUAAAACAAUAUAUGGUCAGCUAAACUGGACAUGUGGUGGACAGUAUAAAGAGUUUAAAGAGGAGUGCAUUAAAUUUGUGAAGUUAUUUGAAGACCAAGAUAUAAAAUUAGUUUUCUUCUUUGAUGGUCCAGCACUAAAUGCAAAAAGAGAAACUUUGAAUGAACGAAGAAGAAGAGAUAAGGAGGCAGAUAAAAAGUUCUUUUACUGGUUGGAUAGUAAUCAUGCACAGGUUGAUCUGCUUCCCAACUGGAUGAAGAAGCCUGUAGGCCUUCAUUAUUAUGCCACAUAUAUUUUUCAACACUUUUGUGGCUGUGAGGUUUUUGUAUCUGUUAAUGAAUGUGAUGAGGAAAUUGUCGACUAUGUCCGCAGACAUUCUUGUUUUGGCAUUCUUGCUCGAGACACUGACUUCAUGAUACAUGCUGGAAUACACUACUAUUUUGCAGCGGACAGGAUCAAAUUUCCUACACUUAUUACAAUACGUUAUGAUAGCAAGAAACUAGCACACAGGUUAAGACUGUCCGAGGAGCAUCUCCCACUUCUUGCUUCGCUUAUGGGAAAUGACAUAGUCCCAUUAAGAAAACUAAGGGAAUAUCAUGAAAGCAUUAGCAGCCGAGGGAUGUACUGGUACAAGAACAUCGCACUCAACAUUGCCAACUAUAUAAGGAGUAUUCCAAUGGGAGACACCAUUUACAUUUUGCUCCGACUGAUAUGUUUUGAACUUUUACAUGAUCCAAGUAUGAGUGAUGUUUUGGCUGAAAGUAUUUGGAGCUACCUGCCACACCCAGACAUACCAAUAACAGGUAACACUGGUAGCGACUGGGAACGAAUACUUUUGACAGCUACUGAGAAACACAGGAAAAAUGAAAUACCAAUGAUAAUUCUCCGUGUGCUCAAAGAAGUUCCACAUGACUGUGGUGCUAGGAUGGAAGAUUUUGCAGACACUGUUUUCCCGCCAGCAUCUAUUGUUCUGGAGAAAACAAGAGAGAGACUUAAUACUGUGUUGCUGCUUGAGUGUCCUCGAACUCAGACUUCACAUGAGGUGUCUGUCAAUGGCAAAGACAAUAGGAACAGUAGACAUCGUGUUACAGUUGAGAGAUUUCAUCCAUUCUAUAAAGGAUAUCGUCUGGAGCGCUGGAGGCAAUCCUUCGACUGUCAGAGAAGGACCACAAAAUUACCCUACAGCUCAGAGCUGGUUCGAGAUCAGUCUACCUCGCGAUGGACAUACGAUUCUGCGGACAACGCUCGGACGCCGCCAAGAAUGGUCCGGAAACAAGUGAGACAUCCUGGUCUCAAUGUACUUUGGAACCCAAAGGCCAAUGAUGAUGAUACCGUGAAGGCGAGAUGGGGUCUAAUUGCUUGGGUAUUGUCUAAUUAUAUGCAACCUGAAAAACUAAAGAUUAUGCCAAAUCAUCUCAUUAUUCCAGCUGCAACAUUGUUUUACCUCAUACAUGAAGUUGACAAGGUAUUCAUUAUGGAAACUGAAGUUGAUUUGUUCAUUAUCAUGGCUAUAACUAUUAAUGAACAUGACUAUGAAUACCUAAAAGGCAUACCUGUCUCAAAGCCUAAUGCUCGAGGGUAUCGUUUGACAAAUAUUUAUCUUAAAACUGCAAUGCAUGUUUUCAAUACCAUUGGAGCAUGUGGCUUUCCUGUACCACCUCAAGAGUGUUUGCCAGAUACCUAUUUCGAUGGAAAAUAUUUUCAAGAUUUGUGGAAGAAGAUGUCCUUUGGGUUUGAUAUAAAAUCACUCAUCAAUAACCGGGAUGAUUACAAAGCACAGUACUUGCAAGUCAAAGAGUUUCUCACAAAGCAAAACACAAGUCUUGAAAUGUCUACUUUCUAAAAAAAAGAAAUGUGUAUAUUACUGUAAUUGGGAGAAACAUAAGGAAGAUGUUCUUGAAUACAAAUAAGAAGUGAAACAUGCAGUGGAUGUAAUUUAUGUUAUGUACCAGAAUCUUAGCAUAUGUAUUGGGCUGUUACAUGUUGCAUAAAUGCUCUAUGGGGCAGCACUACCAUUUAGUUGAACUGUACUAACACUAUUUGUGUUGACCACAGAAUUUUCAUGGUUUUUAUUACACCCUACUCAGAUAACACACUGUGGUCAGGGCAAAUAGUGUUGUUAUAGUACUGGGCUGUGUUAGCAAUAGAUUUGUUGACUUUUAUUGAAUCAUUUACAUUUUAAUUCAUCUAUUCAGUUUUGUAAAGUGAUUUAUAUUUUUGUAUUUAUUUUGCUAACUUUUAUAUCUGUCACCUGAUCUAAGUGUUUUAAGGACCAGACUUCAAAUUCAGUAUUUGGAGGUUCAGACGUCAGUGAAUCCUUUUUCUGACACUUAUCACAUUUCAGGCAAUGCAUUUUUAUAUGUGAAAAAUAUUAAUGUCCACCUCACAUUCUCCUUCUACCAGAUAUUAUUUUACCUGACGUCUGUUACAUGUAGUGAAAUCCAUUGUCAAUGACUAAUUUCUUCAACCAGCCUUUUUACACUUUCUUCAAAAAUAUGUGCAUGUAGAAUAUAUUUUCAGUAUGUUUCAUCAUGUUUCACACUUGCUCCAAAACUGUGAGUGAAAAUACCUAUAUCAUAUCUUUUCUCAGGAAGAAACUGUUUUCAGCAGUACAAUUUCAAUCAUGUGUUUUCCAAAUCUAGAAUGGGCCAGUGUAUAUUUAACCUAUAUGUGAUCAACUUUUGAAAUAUAAUUUGAUAUUAAUAUUUGACCUGUUGCGUUACAUAGAAUAUUGUGUGGAUUAUGUAUCAUGUUUUAGACAUAGGUAGACCAAUAGACUUCAGGCCCAUAAUGGAAUAUGGUAGCUUUAAAAUAUGAAACUUGUUAACAUUUGUGUUAUGUUAACUAUUAUUUAACUGCAACAAUGUACCUUAUUUUGGACAAAUCAGUACCUUAUAAUGAUGUAACUAAUUGUGUUAGAAGGCUUAAUUUUUUUCUCACCCUUGCAUCAGUACUAGCCAUGUAGCAACACUUUCUGUGUUAAAUAAAAUCUUACAACACACUUGAAAUUUUAAAAAUAAUGGUACUCUGACAUCUUAUUGGAGAAAAAAACUUCUUAAAAAUUGCAGAUAUUAUAAUUUAAUGGUUAUUUUAAGACUUCCUACCUCUCGAAACUGUAAAAAAAAUGUUGCAGCAUUGCUUUCUGCAACAAAUCAUAAACGCCCAGAUCGCAUAAUAAUUGAAGGGUCAUUCCGUGUCACACUGCCAAAUUUCAGAACAUUUUCCUGCUUAACCAUCAAAGAUUUGGAUGAAAUUUGAUGUAGAUAUUCAUAUAAGUCUCUGAUGAACAUUUAACAGUAAUCAAAGCAAUACUGGCUAAGGUAUAGUCACAUGUUUCACUCCAUGCAUGACUUUGAGCAGGGUGACCAUGAAUUUCUGGUGAAUUUUAAUUUGGCCAAGUUGUACAACUGUAAACGUUAAUAAUGAAAAGAAUUUUACAAGCCAUAUUCAGCCAGAAAAUUGUAGACAAAAUAUCCCAAAAACAUCGGCACUUGAAGAAAUUUAAAAUGUGUAUCGUAAAAUUCUUUUCAUUAUUAUUCUAAAAUGAACACUUACAGUUGUACAAGCUGGUCGAAUUCAUUCCAUCCAACAAAUUAUUGCCUGAGAUAUAACAGCUCAAAGUCGAUAGAAGUUCACACUCGCUCUGCUCAAAGUCGCGCAUGGAGUUAAGCAAGUGACUAUGUCCUGUCCAGUAUUGCUUUGAUGAAUGUUAAACUUUACCAAUGUAUAUCAGGGAUAUGUGAGAAUGUUCACAUAUUUUUUUUUCAAAAUCAGUGAUGG
This is a messenger RNA of Schistocerca cancellata (South American locust), 4057 nucleotides long. RefSeq names its product constitutive coactivator of peroxisome proliferator-activated receptor gamma-like. The coding region runs from base 138 to 2120 and encodes 660 amino acids. The record is from RefSeq and is a predicted model, not a curated record. Gene Ontology annotation, molecular function: nuclease activity. NCBI's taxonomy places the organism in Eukaryota, Metazoa, Arthropoda, Insecta, Orthoptera, Acrididae. The transcript is spliced from 12 exons. Gene Ontology annotation, cellular component: nucleus.